UACUACUUGUAGGCCUACACCACUUUGCCCAUGGCAGAAGGUUACCAUGAGAUCCCAAAGCAAAACGAUACUUAGCGUUUUGAGCCCACCAAAAGAAGAGCACAAUUAUCCUUAGUAGACAACCUUAGCAGAAGGUUUAAUGGAGGCAAGCAUAUAUAUAUAUAAAUGGCUUCCAUCUUUAUGCAUGCAUUGAUCCUAACCAUGGCGCCUCGUUCUCGCUCCUACGAAGAUUACGAGCCGGACUUUAAGUGGGUUCGGGGAGAAUCCCUCGACACUCUUUUCAUUGUUCUUCCUGGUUUCAAGAAGAACCACAUCAAGGUGCAAGUCGAGGCUAACGGCUUCUUGACGGUGGCCGGAGAACGACCGCUCGAAGGCAAGCGAUGGCUCCGGUUCUGGCAGGAGUUCGAAAUGCCGGACAACUGUGACGUCGACUCUGUCCGGGCCAAGUUCCAGGGCGAGAAGCUUUACGUCCGCCUCCCGAAACUGAGCACUCCAGCCGACGACGACGACGACGCUCAAACUCCGCCCAAGGUGGCGGCGAUGGAAUCACCACCAGGCAGCGGCCGACACGACACGCCGAGGCCGAAUGAAGGCAGCGUGGUUGACGCAAGAGAAGAGAAGGAGGAGGAGGAAGAGAAGAAGAAGCAACUCAACGGAGAGACAGAAUAUGGAUCGGAUGGCAUGGGGUUGAGCGAGACCAGCAAGAUCACACUGCUGGUGAACGUGGGUGUGGCCGCCCUGUUCUUUUUCUUGCACUGUAUUUGGAUUAUAGAUUGAUGAAGGCACUUUGAUGUCUAAUUUAUCGAACAAUAAUAAUCACAAGGAUUCGUGAAA
Molecule: messenger RNA, 834 nt
Organism: Musa acuminata subsp. malaccensis (wild Malaysian banana)
Lineage: Eukaryota; Viridiplantae; Streptophyta; Magnoliopsida; Zingiberales; Musaceae
Source: RefSeq, a predicted model, not a curated record